AUGUCUGAUUUCACAGAGCGCAAGAUUCUUGAGGCGACCCAGCAUCUGCGGCUGGCGACGACGAACCAAGAUGUCCUCAAGCGCAACGAUGCAAAGGUCAGAGAGACAGAGCGCAGUCUCGCCUAUCUAGAGGGCGUCCUUCGCGAGCUGCAGACCCGGAAAGCACAGCAAAUGCAACAAGGUGAUCCUUCACGAUUUCCCUCUGGGCCUACGCCUCAAGUACCACCAAAGGAUUUCGAUGGGCGCGGCUUUUCCCCCGACGGCACCGUCGCUCGACCCCAGAGGAAGCAAUAUACCAACCUCGAUCUCAUCAAGGCUGAUACCCCGUUCACACCCAGGAAAAUCUCGCGUACUCUCCACCAGUUAGAAUUCAAGCUCCAGGUCGAAAAACAAUACAAACUCGGCAUAGAUAAGAUGGCAAAAUUGUACCAAGCUGACGGCGACAAGAAAUCGAAAGCGGACGCAGAGGCCAAGCGGAUCGAGAGCGACAAGAAGAUUCAGCUCCUCGAAACCGCAUUGAAGCGUUAUCGAAACCUUCAUGUACUCGACGAUGUAGCCGAAGACGAUGAGCAAGACACUGGGACCGAAGGCGACCGUCGAGAGAAAUUGCGCGCGAAACCUCUCUCUGGUACCCUCUAUGUCACCGUCAAGGGAGCUCGCGAGCUCGACCAUGCCCCGGUUGUCACGCGCUUCCGUUCAUCAGCGAAGCAGGUCACCGAAACACAUGUCUCUAUCAAGGCCGAAGGCAAUCAAUUGGCUCGAUCGCAUCCCUCGCGGACGGACCGCUGGAAUGAAGAUUUCGAGAUCGCCGUCGAAAAAGCCAACGAAAUCGAAAUCGUCCUUUACGACAAGCAAGUCAGCGAGCCACAUGCAGUCCCCAUUGGCCUGCUAUGGAUCAAGAUCACUGACCUUGUUGACGCCCUUCGUCGGCAGAAGAUUGGUCAGGAAAGUCAAGGAGGAUGGGUGACAGCUAAUGCGAUGCACGGGGAUGGUCCAAUGGGACCCGGCGGGAUCCACCACCACCCAAGCCAGCCCAUUACUGGCGACAUUAACGCACCUAUCGCAUUCCAAGACAACCUUUCUGCUUCCGGUCAUGGGGCUAGUCAUACCGAAGGAAUCGAGGCAUGGUUUUCGGUCGAGCCAGCUGGUGCAAUUGCCCUUCAACUCAACUUCGUUAAGGAAAAUGUCCGCAAGCGUCCUUUCGAUGCGCCGCUUGGUGGCCUUGGGCGCCAAGGCGCCGUCCGCAAGCGCAAGGGCGAUGUACACGAAAUGAAUGGCCACAAGUUCAUCCAACGCCAAUUCUACCAGCUGAUGAAAUGCGCAUUCUGCGGCGACUUCCUUCUCAAUGCCGCCGGUUACCAAUGCGAGGAUUGUCGGUACACUUGUCACCAAAAAUGCUAUGAGAAAGUGGUCACCAAAUGUAUAUCCAAGUCAAGCACAGGGGAGGACGAGGAUAAGAUCAAUCAUCGUAUUCCUCACCGAUUCGAAUCAAUCACCAAUAUCGGUGCCAACUGGUGUUGCCAUUGUGGCUACAUGCUUCCCUUUGGCCGCAAGAAUGCCCGCCGUUGCACAGAAUGCGACAUCACUUGCCACGCCAAUUGCGCACAUUUGGUUCCCGAUUUCUGCGGUAUGAGGAUGGAGGUUGCGAACGAACUCCUCCGAAGUAUGCAGGAUAUCAAGCGAAGACGCGAAGAUCGCGAGCAACGACGCCCUCCCACUCACCAGCCCGAGCAGCUCCAUACUUCGACGCCUUCCCUCGAUGCCAGGUUGGGCCAGAUGACUCUAGGAGGGCCACCCCAGCACGAACCGGGUCCCCCGGCACAGUUGCCUUCCAGUGAUCCAUUUGGACGACAAAUGCCAAUGCCCGCUCCUCAGACCUACGGGCCACCUCCGGAUAGAUCUUACUAUUCCCAAUCGCCACCUCCGCCUGCUCAAUCUCCCCCUUAUGGAUCACCUCCUACCCAACAGAUGCCGCCUCGCCCUCCAGGGGCCCGAGUACCAGUCCCUUAUCAGCAGGAGCAUCAAGCACCACCUCGACCUCCGCCUGGAGCGUACGACCCAAGUGCCUCUGGAUAUGGCUCUCCCUAUACGAGCCCUCGAUCUCAGCCACAAGGGCUCCCCGAGAAACCUUCAUUACCUUCCGUUCCUCAGCAGCAACAGUACCAGCAACAGCGACCCCCCGUUGGACUGCCUCCUCAUGUCCAGCCUCAACGCAUCCCUCCGCCUCAAGCUGCCCCCCAGCAAGGCAUGGUCCCGCCCCAACACCAACAACAGAUGAUACAGGCUCAGCCGCAGCGUCAACCCUCGAAGAAGCGGAAGGUCGGAUUGGACGAUUUCAACUUCCUUGCAGUCCUUGGAAAGGGUAAUUUCGGAAAGGUCAUGUUGGCGGAGGAAAAAAAGACGAAUGGACUAUAUGCGAUCAAGGUUUUGAAGAAGGAGUUUAUCAUCGACAACGAUGAAGUUGAGAGCACGCGUUCCGAAAAGCGCGUUUUCUUGACCGCUGCAAAGGAGCGCCAUCCCUUCCUUUUGGGUCUUCACUCGUGCUUCCAGACUGAAACUCGGAUAUACUUUGUGAUGGAAUAUGUCAGUGGUGGUGACUUGAUGCUGCACAUUCAGCGGAAGCAGUUCUCGCUGCGUCAGGCCAAGUUCUACGCAUCGGAGGUCCUGUUGGCUUUGGAGUACUUCCACCAAAACGGCAUCAUCUAUCGUGAUCUCAAGCUCGACAAUAUCCUGCUUACUCUCGACGGACAUGUCAAGGUUGCCGAUUACGGUCUCUGCAAGGAACAGAUGUGGUAUGGUCAGACGACGAGCACUUUCUGUGGCACUCCAGAGUUCAUGGCGCCCGAAAUUUUGCUUGAGCAACGAUACGGUCGAGCUGUCGACUGGUGGGCGUUUGGUGUAUUGACCUAUGAAAUGUUGUUGGGUCAAUCACCCUUCCGAGGAGACGACGAAGAUGAAAUCUUCGACGCAAUCCUGGAAGACGAGCCAUUGUAUCCCAUUACCAUGCCUCGUGACGCUGUGUCGAUAUUGCAAAAGCUGUUGACGAGGGACCCUGCUCGUCGUCUCGGAUCAGGAAAGGAGGACGCCGAAGAAAUCAAAAGACAGCCUUUCUUCAAGGAUGUCAACUGGGAUGAUGUGUUCCACAAGCGUAUUCCUCCACCCUACUUCCCGACAAUCAGCGGAAGCGCCGAUACCAGCAACUUCGACGAAGAGUUCACACGCGAACAGCCAACAUUAACCCCAGUGCACGGUCAACUCUCUUCGCGAGACCAAGCCGAAUUCAACGGUUUCUCUUGGGUUGCGAGUUGGGCGGAUAUCUAAUGAACGAAUGGCAAGAAUUACGGACAGGACAAUUGUUUCGCAUCUUUAUAUCGCCUACUUUUCUUUAUGCAGUCUGUAGUAGUGUUUACCUCCUCCCCCGUUGUUGUGGAUGUACCACCCUUUGCCCCAGAGGCAUCUGAUUUCUAUUUAUACCAUUUCC
Molecule: messenger RNA, 3481 nt
Organism: Coprinopsis cinerea okayama7#130
Lineage: Eukaryota; Fungi; Basidiomycota; Agaricomycetes; Agaricales; Psathyrellaceae
Product: AGC/PKC protein kinase
Exons: 13
Coding region: 1-3321 (1106 amino acids)
Biological process (GO): protein phosphorylation; fungal-type cell wall biogenesis; signal transduction
Molecular function (GO): ATP binding; diacylglycerol-dependent serine/threonine kinase activity
Source: RefSeq, a predicted model, not a curated record